This is a messenger RNA of Entrophospora candida, 422 nucleotides long. The record is from the annotation of a GenBank genome assembly. NCBI's taxonomy places the organism in Eukaryota, Fungi, Glomeromycota, Glomeromycetes, Entrophosporales, Entrophosporaceae.
GUAUCAAAUUAUCAAAGGAAAUUGAGGAAAUUGAUGAUGUUAAAGAAAUUGAUGAUGUCAAGGAAUUUGAUGAUGUCAAGGAAUUUGAUGAUGUCAAGGAGUUUGAUGAUGUCAAGGAAUUUGAUGAUGUCAAGGAGUUUGAUGAUGUCAAGGAAUUUGAUGAUGUUGAGGAUGAUGUUGAGGAUGAUGUUGAGGAUGAUGUCAAGGAAUUUGAUGAUGUUGAGGAUGAUUAUGAGGAAAUCAAUGAUGAUGAGGAGGAAUAUGAAAAUGGAGAAAAAUAUGAGGAAGAACGAAAAGAAAAGGCAAGUAUAAAACUUAAAUUCUUCUCAAAAGCAGCAUUUAAAAAAAUUGUAAGAGAGAUUAGUCUAGGUAUAAGACCUGGACUACAUUUCAGGAGUGAUGCGUUGGAUGAACUACAAAAA